Rubroshorea leprosula is the source of this 1315-nucleotide messenger RNA. Lineage: Eukaryota; Viridiplantae; Streptophyta; Magnoliopsida; Malvales; Dipterocarpaceae. The record is from the annotation of a GenBank genome assembly.
GCAUGAACCGAGAAUGGCAUCGUUGUGUUGCUGUUCAGUGUCAUCUAAUAGAAAAAGGUUUUAUGAAUGAGUAUGUAAUUUGACUUGCACAUAGAGAGUAAUUAGUGCAAAAGAGACAACUUCAUCAGUAGGGGAAAUUCUCGAGUGCCACUUCUUUUGUGAUAGAAGAACUAGGUAAUGAUCUAAUUAGAGAAAUGGUUAUGAAUGCAAUGAGUUCUUAUGGUAUAAAAUAUAAUGUGAAUGAACAAGGUAGUGAUGAGCCAAUCUUUGAGGAGGUAAUAGGAAAUGCAAAGGAAUUUUUUUAUCUUUUGCAAACUACUAACACGCCACUUUAUGAUGGAUGUGAUAAGGAUGAUAUAGUACUCAAAUGGAUAUCUCAUUUUAUGUAUACAAAGACACUUUAUAAUAUGAGUGUGGUUAAUUGGGAUUAUAUGUUAAAGUGUAGUAGGAGAUGGAUUAAGCUAGAGGAUUGAGAUAGGAUUCCAAAAGAUUUUUAUAGUGCUAAAAAGAUGAUGAGGUACUUUAAUCUAGGUUAUAAGAAAUAUAAUGUUUGUGUAAAUAACUACUUCUUAUAUUAUGGUGAAUAGAAAGCAAAAAUUACAUCACAUGUCCAAUAUGUGGUGAACCUCGUUAUAAAUAAGGAUGUGUGCAACAAAAUCAACUUAUACCAAGGAAGUCACUGUGGUAUCUUCCAGUUACACCUAGACUGACAAGGUUGUAUAUGUGUAGAAAAACUGCUGAGCACAUGACAUAGCACCUUACUUGUGGUGGUGAAUCUGAAAAGAUUGUGCAUCCUGCUGGUGUUGAGGUAUGGAAACACUUUGAUCACACCUACCCCGACUUUGGGUUUGAUCCAAGGAAUGUAAGGCUUGGGUGCAUAGAUGGGUUCAGUCCAUUUGCACAUACAACAACCUCGUACUCAUGUUAGCCUACCUUUCUAUUAUUUACAACCUACCUCCAUCCAUGUGUAUACAACUAGAGUAUCUUUCUUUCUCUAAUAAUACAAGGCCCUCAAAGUCCAAGAAAAAACAUUCAUGUCAUGAUACGCCCACUGAUUGUGAAUUAAAGGAAUUUUGGUAUAAUAGGGUUAAGACAUAUGAUAACUUUAGGCAUUAAUAUUUCAUUAUGAGAGUAGCACUUAUGUGGACAAUUAGUAACUUCCUUGGAUAUGGCAUGUUAUCUGAAUGGAGCACACAUGGUAAAUUAUCAUGUUUGUAUUGUAAGGAAAAUUCUAAGGUAUUUCACCUCUCAAACGGUUAGAAGAUAUCAUUUUUUGAUUGUUAACAAUAUUUUUUACCCCUCUAAUCAUCCAUUU